Molecule: messenger RNA, 791 nt
Organism: Theileria equi strain WA
Lineage: Eukaryota; Apicomplexa; Aconoidasida; Piroplasmida; Theileriidae
Product: cyclophilin 1, putative
Exons: 2
Coding region: 88-756 (222 amino acids)
Biological process (GO): protein peptidyl-prolyl isomerization; protein folding
Molecular function (GO): peptidyl-prolyl cis-trans isomerase activity
Source: RefSeq, a predicted model, not a curated record
ACUCGUUGACGCCGUUUUGGAUUCCACCAACUUUCAUCGGCCUGCGCUAGUACGUCAUUUGCAUUUUACGCUUUCAAAUACAUUCACAUGUUUCCGAAUAGAUUCAAUAGGCUCUUGUUUUAUUUGCCUCAUAUCAUAUCCCUUGCAAGAGCCUUUAAGUCACCACACAAUCAGAUCCUGCAGGCUGUCACUUUCUCUCCUUUACAUUCGAGAAGCCAAGUAUUAUUUUCUACUCUAGGCGAAAAAAUGGUCAGACCACGUGUAUUCUUUGAUAUUUCCAUCGGCGGAGUUGGCGCUGGACGCGUCGAAUUCGAGCUCUAUAGCGACAUCGUACCAAAGACUGCUGAGAAUUUCCGCAAGCUGGCCACCGGAGAACAUAAACACCCAUCCGUCAACUUGCAUUACAAGAACUCAAUUUUCCACCGUAUUAUUCCCCAAUUCAUGUGCCAAGGUGGUGAUAUCACUCGCCACAACGGUACUGGUGGACUCAGCAUUUACGGUGACAAGUUCCAAGAUGAGAACUUUAACGUCAAGCACACCAAACCAGGACUCUUGUCCAUGGCCAACGCUGGUCCAAACACCAAUGGAUCUCAAUUUUUUAUUACUACCGUUCCAUGCCCAUGGUUGGACGGAAAGCACGUUGUCUUUGGCGAAGUAGUUUCCGGUAUGGACGUUGUCAAGAAGAUGGAGGCUGCUGGAACUUCAAGUGGAAAGACAUUGAAGGAAGUCAAGAUUGUUGAUUGCGGUCAACUCUAAUAGAUAUAUAUAACAUUAAUUUGUUCAUCUAACUC